CCCGAGUUGGCAUAAAUACCCCUAACGACGUUCAGCCAGAGUCGUACGGGAGAAUUGACCGGCAGUGUAGCUUCAGUCUCCACCACCACCACCACUUCACCGCCCGAUUCCAACCAUGAAGGUCAACACGCUCUUGGCUGUCACGGCCGCCCUAAGCCCCUUGGGGGUUGGCGCCGGCUCCCCCGCCGCGGCGAGCAAGAUGGAAGAAAUCAUGGACGUCAAGACGAAACAGUGGGACGCGGCCCGCGCCAGGGGUCUCUUUGGCGGCUCGACCCUCUACCGCAAGGUCACCUCCAAGCAGCGGUGCGUCAACGGCGUGGCCGGGAAAGGCAACGCCGCGUACCGCUGCAACAACGUGGACCUACACGGGUUCCUCAGCCACGAGGACCUCGCCUCCACCACCAAAGCGGGCAACGACGUCUGGGGCUGGACGGCCCCCGGCGGGCGCGAGUUCGGCAUCGUCGGGCAGACGGACGGCGUGGGCUUCGUCGAGAUCACGCGGAACGGCAACCUGGAGUACCUCGGCCGGCUGGACACGCAGACGACGGCGACGAGCUGGCGCGACAUCAAGGUGAUCGGCGACCACGCCUACAUCGGCGCCGAGUCGGACGACCACGGCCUGCAGGUCUUCGACCUGACCAAGCUGCUGGACAUCAAGCCGUGGUGGAACCCCUUGUUCUGGCGGCCGCGCGCCUUCAGCAAGGAGCGCGACCUGACGGCGCUCUUCACGGGCUUCGGCGCGUCGCACAACAUCGUCGCGCACGAGGAGGCCCACAUGAUCUACGCCGUGGGCGGGCGGUCGGGCGCCAACGCGCGCAACACGACCUGCGCGGGCGGCAUGUUCAUGGUGGACGUGUCGGACCCGGCCAACCCGGUCUCGCCGGGCUGCAUCGCGCAGGACGGCUACGUGCACGACGCGCAGUGCGUCGUGUACACGGGGCCGACCGAGAAGUACCGCGGCCGCGAGAUCUGCUUCAACUACAACGAGGACACGCUCACCAUCAUGGACGUGACGGACAAGAAGAAGCCCGAGGUGGUGUCGCGCACGCCGUACGAGGGCGCCGCCUACACCCACCAGGGCUGGCUGGUCGACGAGACCAUGACCUUCCUGCUGCUGGACGACGAGCUGGACGAGGCCGACGGCACCGUCCCCGGCGAGAAGAACCACACCACCACCUACAUCUUCAACGUCACCAACCUGGCCGAGCCCAUCAACACGGGCUUCUACCAGAGCCCGGCCAAGUCGAUUGACCACAACCAAUACGUUGUCAAGGGCCUGACGUACCAAGCCAACUACGGCUCGGGGCUGCGCGUGGUCGACGUGUCCGGAGUCGAGCGUGACCCGACGGGCGGCAACUUCGAGGAGGUCGGCUUCUUCGACUGCCACCCGGAGGAUGACGACGUUAACGGCGUGGUCGAGUUCCUCGGGACCUGGUCUGUGUACCCGUACUUCAAGUCGGGAUACAUUCUGCUCAAUUCGAUCGAGAGAGGCAUCUUCUCACUGAAGUACAAUGGGCGCAAGGCUAAGUACUAGAUUUGGAUGAUGGAUGGGGGCGAUGCAUUGGCUGUUGGGGGCGGGAAAACUGAGGCUUGUGAAGACUCGGGACGUGAGAGAGAUGGAAUGCCGAAUUAUUAGCCCACCGCUUUUGGGAUGAUUCUGCUUGGCAGAAAAGAGUGCUGUCGGGGAAAAAAGGCGGUGGCCCGAUUCUUUUGGGAGGAGCAGCAGUGUUCUGUACAAAUAAACAGAAUGGCGAGUAGGGACAACAGCGUGUGUUCCCACAGCCACAUCGCACUCCCAGCCAGUCAACAAUGCAAGCAAGAAGCCAGGGGCGAAAACACACCUGGCAAAAUAC
Chaetomium fimeti is the source of this 1853-nucleotide messenger RNA. RefSeq lists its product as uncharacterized. The record is from RefSeq and is a predicted model, not a curated record. The transcript is spliced from 2 exons. Lineage: Eukaryota; Fungi; Ascomycota; Sordariomycetes; Sordariales; Chaetomiaceae. Gene Ontology annotation, cellular component: extracellular region. The coding region runs from base 116 to 1534 and encodes 472 amino acids.